Messenger RNA from Pezoporus occidentalis (night parrot), 3281 nucleotides. It is a transcript of the gene FGL2, whose product is annotated as fibrinogen like 2. The coding region runs from base 1 to 1455 and encodes 484 amino acids. Lineage: Eukaryota; Metazoa; Chordata; Aves; Psittaciformes; Psittacidae. The record is from RefSeq and is a predicted model, not a curated record. The transcript has 2 exons.
AUGCGAGCACUCCCACCCAUUUCUGAGAACAGUGUAGGCUGUCUGAUAACUCACAGGCUUCAAGCUGCCCUUAUAAAGUUGUUCCACUUUCACAUACUUCCUCAUACUGCUGGUUUCGCUGUGAAGAUGAAGCUGCUCAUUUACUUAGUCUUGCUGAAGACAGCUCUCCUUGCUUUAACAAAUGUCUUUGCAGCUGUUUUAGAAAAUGAAGAGGAUGCUAAAGAAGGGAAAGUUACUGAGACUUGUCCUGUAAAGCUCAAAACUAAUCGGAAAUGUGAUGAUGGAGAGGAUUGUCCCUAUCAGAUAAAUCUGCCUCCAAUGACCAUCCAGUUACCUAAAGAAUUCAGACUGCUUGAGAAGACUCUCAAAGAAGUACAGACCCUUAAGGAAGCAGUAAACAAGCUGAAGAAAUGCUGCCAAGAUUGCAAGCUGCAGGCAGAUGACAACCAAGAAAGAGACAGUAGUAAUGAAUUCCUGCUACCUAACGCAGAAACUCCAUCAGAAAACAGCAAAAUCCAAGAUAACAGAGUUAAUGAACUGCAGAGCAAAGUUAACAGAAUGGCAACCAGCUUAAAAAAUGCAAAGAGCCAGAUUCAGACACUGCAGGGUCGGUUAGAGAAGAUAAGCCUCAUAAAUAUGAACAAUGUAGAACAUUAUGUUGACAGCAAAGUUGCAAAUUUGACAUUUGUUGUGAACAGCCUUGAUAACAAAUGUGCUUCUAAGUGUCCAGCAAUGCAGCCAAGACCUGUUAUACAAAUAAUGCAGAGAGACUGUGCUGAUCAUUACACAGCAGGCAGAAGGACUAACGGAAUCUACAGGAUUAGCCCUGACCCCAGAAACAACAGCUUUGAAGUUUACUGUGACAUGCAGUCACAUGGAGGUGGCUGGACAGUGCUGCAGCAGCGUCAGGAUGGUAGCACUAACUUUAACAGAACCUGGAACGACUAUAAAAAUGGCUUUGGAAACCUCAGCAGGGAGUUUUGGCUGGGGAAUGACAAAAUUCACCUCCUGACAAAGAGCCAGGAAAUGCAACUGAGAAUUGAACUCGAAGAUUUCAAUGGCAUCAGAGAGUAUGCAAAAUAUGAACACUUCUAUGUGGCCAAUGAGUAUCUCAAGUACCGUCUAAGUGUUCAUGGCUAUAGUGGCACAGCAGGAGAUGCCCUUCACUACAGCAGGCAUUACAACCACGAUCAAAAGUUCUUUACAACUCCAGACAGGGACAACGAUAGGUAUCCUUCAGGAAACUGUGGAGCAUACUACAGCUCUGGCUGGUGGUUUGAUGCAUGCUUGUCUGCCAACCUCAAUGGCAAGUAUUACCACAAGCAAUACAAAGGUGUUCGCAAUGGCAUUUUCUGGGGCACAUGGCAUGGUAUUUCUAAUGAUAUUCCCAGCGGUUAUAGGCAAGCUUUUAAAUCAGUAAAAAUCAUGAUCAGACCCAAAAGUUUUGUGCAGUAAUUCUGCGCCCUUUUCUUAACUAGUUUGCAUUGGAUUGCACUCAAAAUUGUACUUAUUCAGUAUGAUACUCAGAAUUCAAGUAUUCAGUUAUGUUUGGCAUAAAACAGUUCUAGAGAAACAACAUAUUUCCAUGUAAUUUUUUAAAGAUGGUUUGACCCAUAUAAUGUUUUAAAACCGGCAUGAAUGUGUCUGAAUAGUUAUUGCUAAAACAGCAUGGGUUAAGUCUUGGUAUCGUUAUGUAAAUAGUAUAAACAUUUUUUUUUUUUGGUGCUUUUACUGACUGUGAUAUACAUUUUAUGCUUUAAACUUUUAAGUGGUCUUCCAGAAAUUGUGUCUGAAUGAAUACCUACAUUUUAACCUGAAAAUAACUCAGGAGGUAUGACUGAUAACAGAUAAACAUAUAGAUUUGUCCACGCUUAUAAUGUAAAUUAGUCUCCCUGGAACGGCCUGAAUUUUUCUAUCAAUUACCUGUCCUUCCCAACUUCAAAGGUAUACCAUGGCAAUACCAAUAUAAAUUAGGAAAAAUACUAUCAAUUCUUAUUUUUAAAGGACUAGAAAAUAGAGGACUGCAUGGUUUGCCCAAAGACACACACACACAUGCAACAAAGUCUUGAAGAAAACUUAGGAAAUUAAGAUGAUUCCUCAAAUCUUAUCCCUUUUAUCAAACAUUAUUCAAAGAAGUUGGUGGAAGAAAUGAAUAAAAGCAGUGGAAAUAAUACGGGGAACAUGCAAUGAAAGAAAACAUUCUUGCUUACUUUGUUUCCUCCGUUCAAGCUCAAGGUCGUGUUUGUCAUUUGUGGGAGAAAGGAGCUGGUAUGUAGCUUAUUGCACGUUUAUAUAGGCAGGUAGACAGGUAGGAAGAAGACACAUCAAGAAGAAUCCAGGUCUUAGUAUUAAUGCCUCUAAAUACAUACAAAAAGAGUUUCCUGCACCAUUUUUCUUUCUCCUGAAUCUUUUAGGUUUGCCAAAUGUUACAAGAUGAUUCCUGUAGAGACUCAAGCUCUCAUUCAAGUAUUUCUCACUCAACGUGCAUUAGACUGUAAUAUUAUAAGAAAGAUUACAAAUAUUUUGUUACGUAUGAAAACAUUGCAUUCUCCUCAUUUUCUGAGUAUCCCUUUUGUAGCCACAGAAACAUGAACAACCCACUGGCUAUUAUAAACAGAAAAGACAACAUGUGAAAGCCUUUUUCUUCUAAAUAUGACUGAUGAAACAAUCUAAUUUUUAAAUACUUCAGGAAGUGCAAAUUAGAAAUACUGUUAUUAAAGCUCAUGUUGUGGAUAUUAAUUACAAAUUUGACACCUAUCUAUUGCCUACCCUAGAAAAGACGUGGCUUUAUAAUUACAGUGACUAACAUUCUAAAUGGAGAUGCAAUUAUCUUAGCAAGAGGCUAUUUUGUUAUUUUGCUUAUGCCAAUCUUGAGAUGCAGAUAAAUGAUGCUAAGACGGUAUUUCUUUAUCAGAUUGGUCUUUGCUGGCAUAGCCUUUUUGAUUCAAAGAGACAUAACAAGAAAAAUAUAAGUAUACUUCUAACCUAAUACUUUACAAAUACAACCUUUAUUGUUUUUUAAGAUUAUAACAAGAACUACUAUGGUUACAAGUAUGCAAAUUAGCAAUGGUGGCAGUUGAUAAAUUGUAAAAUAUUAAUAUAUACAUUUUAAGGAAGUAAAUACUUUGAAGGAUAUUUCAGUAUGAAGUGAAAUUUGGUUUAUUAUAUUUCAGUUUGAAAGAGCAAUGGAAAGUUCUAAUUGCAAGAUGCAUAAUCUUUGCUUGAGAAUAUGUUUCAAAGCUAUAGAAUUUUUAUUUUGGAAUAAAAAAGAAUUGUCUGAA